This is a messenger RNA of Epithele typhae, 969 nucleotides long. RefSeq lists its product as uncharacterized. The record is from RefSeq and is a predicted model, not a curated record. The transcript has 6 exons. NCBI's taxonomy places the organism in Eukaryota, Fungi, Basidiomycota, Agaricomycetes, Polyporales, Epitheliaceae. The coding region runs from base 1 to 969 and encodes 322 amino acids.
AUGUUCGACUGGCUGGUGAGGAAAAUCCAUGACGGUCCCUACCACGGCUCGGCAAAGGGUGAACGGCCGAAAUCGGUGGUGAACUAUAAGCAUCCACAGAGGGCACAUGUGCCUCCAGCUGAUGUGAUUCCCAAGCCCAAAGCCACUGUUGUCGGUAGCAGCCCAGAGCGGCCAGAACCCUCAGGAAGGCAUAUUCCUAUUUGUAGGAGCCUCACAUCCGAUCUUCGUCAAGUUAGCAAGCGGCAGUCUAACGCAGGUCGUGGGUCGAACGGCCCGAUGAACACGACACCGAACGUCUCCAGCUUGCCACAUACAGAAGGUUCCCGCCCUGCUCUUGGUCGCGAGCCCUCAUGCGAGAUAAGAAACCUUUUCCGCGAGAAUUCGGCCGACUGUCGGCAGCCCCUGGUCGACGGCGUGUUCCCGCCAGACUCUCCGGGUGCCGUCCCAGUUCACUGCAGCGUGCCUUCCUACCUUCCCAAGGUUACCCAGGCGGAUCUCCCGUACCACCCUCUCAAAGCGGCAGUGUUCAGUCCCCACGGCAGGGGCAUGCGCAGACCGAGGACCACCAUCGAGUCGGACAUAUCGGAGGAGAAUAACCGUUCUUCUUUCGCAAUACCCUCGACCUCUACCAUUCCUUUGCCUCCGACGUUUGCCACUCCGACAUUUGCUGCGCCGAGAUUCGGUGCUUUCCCCACUCCUACCUUCAGCACAGCGGCCAACGUGACGCCGUCUGCGAAACUCGCCGCAUUAGAUGCCGAAGGUCGGAAGGAAAAGAGACGCAGCACUAUGCCUCCGUUUGCGAGUCUGAAACGCGGACUUUCUCUGCUGAGGUCACCCAAGCAGGGCAGUCCACUCCCAGAGGCAAACAGGCGCGAGUCGGGGACUCUUCUGCAAGUCACCGCUCCCAGUGAUGAACCCACUCCUCCGACAAGGGAUAUCCAUUUCCCUACUUUCAGGAUGAAACCAUGA